This is a messenger RNA of Amphiprion ocellaris (clown anemonefish), 1551 nucleotides long. RefSeq names its product ribosomal protein L11 (gene rpl11). Lineage: Eukaryota; Metazoa; Chordata; Actinopteri; Pomacentridae. Bases 47 to 550 code for a protein of 167 amino acids. The record is from RefSeq and is a predicted model, not a curated record. Gene Ontology annotation, cellular component: ribosome; cytosolic large ribosomal subunit. The transcript has 5 exons. Gene Ontology annotation, molecular function: RNA binding; structural constituent of ribosome. Gene Ontology annotation, biological process: translation.
UCUGCUUUGUGUCCUCCAGGACCAGGGUGAGAAGAAGGAGAACCCCAUGAGGGAGCUUCGCAUCCGCAAGCUCUGCCUGAACAUCUGUGUGGGUGAGAGCGGAGACAGACUGACCAGAGCUGCCAAGGUGCUGGAGCAGCUCACCGGACAGACUCCCGUCUUCUCCAAGGCCCGCUACACUGUGAGAUCCUUCGGUAUCCGUAGAAAUGAAAAGAUUGCUGUCCACUGCACUGUCCGUGGAGCCAAAGCAGAGGAGAUCCUGGAGAAAGGACUCAAGGUGCGUGAGUACGAGUUGAGAAAGAACAACUUCUCUGAUACCGGAAACUUCGGCUUCGGCAUCCAGGAGCACAUCGAUCUGGGCAUCAAGUACGACCCCAGCAUCGGCAUCUACGGACUGGACUUCUACGUGGUUCUGGGCAGACCCGGCUUCAGCAUCGCCGACAAGAAGCGGAAAAGAGGCCGCAUCGGUUUCAGACACCGCAUUCGCAAGGAGGAGGCCAUGCGCUGGUUCCAGCAGAAAUAUGAUGGUAUCAUCCUGCCUGGCAAGUAAAGGACCACCUUUUGAUCUUGUUUAUAACAAAGUAAUAAAAUGGGGGAAAAAAAUGUGUUUUUGUGUCGUGUUGUUACUGCAGUGAACACGUCUGCUGACUGUCUAACAUCUGAAAGUCUCACAUUGAUUGAUAGAUAGAUAGAUAGAUAGAUUAAACCUUUAUUGAUCCCACAGCGGGGAAAUUUACAAUGUAACAGCAGCAGAUGGAGCAGAAUAAAAAAGAGCAGCACACAAUGCACACAGUGCAUAGAUAUAAAUAUUUUCUCCUUCUAGAAGAAAAAUACAAUAUUUACAGCAGGCUGAGAUUCUGAAAUUAGUGCUUCAACUUGUACCUCGAAAGUUGAAUCAGGGAAUGACAUCGCGCUCGAUUUGACCAUGUUCAGUACAAAAUGUUAAAAAAGAUAAAUUCCUUCAGGAAAAUGGGAGAACCAGUCGGUAACAAAGCAUUAGUCUGUGUUUUGUGCAUCCAAAUAUAGCAUUUCUGCAGAUAGAAGCUGGACAGUACUGUGUGUACAUCUGAUAAGAGGCAGAAGUGCUUAUGUACGAUACAUUACUACAGUUUAUACUAAUGAUGUCCUUGCUGGUUGUCUUGGGUGUUGGGGUCGUGGUUUAUAAGGUUGUUCUUUCUGGUUCGAGAAAAUUCAAAAGUUUUACUAAUUUCCCAUUUAGAAAGCUGAAAAUGCCACUCACAAAUGUCUGCAUUAUUUAUUUAUUGGCUCCUGUAAACAACAUUGUUGAUUAUAAAAUGCAUCAAUGCAGCAGCGAUUGUUGGGAGACGAUGUCUUUAAACUAGAUGUCCAGAAAUUCCUAAAUUUCACAUAAUGUAAUUUUUCAUGCUUGUUGCUGUCCAGGUCACAUUGAUUAACUGGGUACAUUAGGAUAAAUUAUAUUUAAAUACAGCUGGAAAUACACUCCCAUUAAUAUGAAAACUCAGUAAUUAACAUGAAAUAAUCUGCAUUGAUGUAACCCAAUUUAAAAAAAUAAAGUCUUUUUUAGCCUUA